AUGACGAUGUCAUCCAAAUAUGACAUGCACGUAUCAUCUAACAGAUCACCCAAGAUGUUCCGUAACAUCCUCGAGAAGGCAGCCGGAGCACUGCAAAGUCCCUGUGGGAAGCACCAGGAGCUUAAGAGCGAAGCAAAAAGAUUCCAAUUAGAUAUAAUUGGUGUUUCGUCUACUAAGCAAAGAGGUAGUGGAACUGUGGAUCUUGAGGAAGGGUGGCAACUUUUCCUGUCCGGAGUGGCACCGGAAAUGUCUGCACAGGCGGGUGUGGGGAUACUCACAAGCCCUCGGCUGUCAGACAGGGUUUGUGAUGUCUGGACACACAGUGGGAGAGUGAUGGGUAUCAAGAUCAAACUUGAGAGAUCUUCCCUGGCGGUGUUGCAGGUGUACGCACCGAACGCAUCGUCAGAGUACCCAGCUUUCCUAGAUGAAGUGGAGGAAGUCCUGAAUAAGGCAUCUUCUGAAGCGGAUUCAGUUGUGUUGUUUGGGGAUUUCAAUGCCCAUGUUGGUGUUGACUCUGAGACAUGGAGGGGUGUGAUUGGGAAGAACGGGGAUAAGAGUGAGAACCCGAACGGUAAAAUGUUGCUGGAUUUCUGCGCAAUCAAAGGUUAUUCGAUCAUGAAUACCUUUUUCCAGCACAAGGAGAUUCAUAAAUACACCUGGGAAGACACAAAACGAGGACUUAAGUCAAUAAUUGACUUUGUCUUGGUUCCCGGUGUUGAUAGAAGAAUUGUCCAAGACGUUCGAGUUUUUAACAGUGCUGAACUGUCAACUGAUCACCACCUGCUCUUUGCAAAAAUUAACCUCAACGAAGAUCCUCCCGCUCUACCUAAGGGUAAGAGCAAAGUGCUUAAAUGCAUUAGGUGGGAGAGUCUCAAGAAGAAAGACGUUGAGGAAAAAUUUGUGAAGGGCAUACAGGAAAGGUUUGAACAAAUUCCACAGUCUCCUUCUGACAUAGAGGCUGAAUGGGCCUGCUUCCAAACAGCCAUUUUGGCCUCGGCUACAGAAGCUUGUGGCGUUAAGCGCAUUAAUGUGACGAACAACGUGAAACGGUCAUCUUGGUGGGGAACACCGGGAGUAAAAGAAGCCGUUGGAGAGAAAAAGAAGGCUUACAAGUUGUACAUACAACGUAAGGAUUCUGAUUCUCGUGAUCGUUAUGUUGAGGCGCGAAAGGCUGCAAAGCUCGCAGUUAAAGCCGCUAGAGAGGAGGCGUGGAAAAAGUUCGGUGAAAAGCUGGAGCUUGACUAUAGGUCGGCAAACAAAACUUUCUGGCAAACAGUCCGAAGACUCCGAGGGAAGAAGAGCAAUUCCAUCCAAGGAGUAACAUCCAAGGAAGGGAAUCUUCUGACCAAAGAGGAAGAGGUUUUAAAUCGCUGGAAAGAGUACUUCUCAGAAUUGCUCAAUCCUCAGCAAGGCACUGAUGAUGACGUACCCAGGAGUAAAGGCAGGGAGGAAAGUAGUCCUUCAGAGAGUGAAGUCCUGUUGGUUCAUAGAUUCGGUGCCUAA
Phlebotomus papatasi is the source of this 1503-nucleotide messenger RNA. RefSeq lists its product as uncharacterized. The transcript has 3 exons. Bases 1 to 1503 code for a protein of 500 amino acids. Gene Ontology annotation, biological process: chromatin remodeling. NCBI's taxonomy places the organism in Eukaryota, Metazoa, Arthropoda, Insecta, Diptera, Psychodidae. Gene Ontology annotation, molecular function: catalytic activity. Gene Ontology annotation, cellular component: nucleus. The record is from RefSeq and is a predicted model, not a curated record.